AUGGAAAAUAAAAGUGAAAAGUCACUGAAUGAAUUCAUCUCCGUGGCAAAAGGAAAAGAGGUAAGGUAAAAUAUUUGUUUUAAAGGGCUCAAAUCAGAACGUUAAAUGAAUGCAAUACACUUUAAUUAACCGGCCACUCAUAAAAAAUUGACUUCCACUUUUUGCUUUACGACGAGAAUUACUUAAAAGACGUACCGUGGGGCUCCUUAGUAAAAACACAGAUAAAAAAUGACCUUUAAACUAAUCAGUAUAGUUUUCUUUUCGAAAACCGAUUUCGUAGUACAUAUUCCCUCUUAAUUGUUGGUUGUCAGGUCAACACUUCAAUGCGGCACUGACAAAAUAUUUUGGAAGGAUAACUUUACUUAGAGUACUUAAUUUGUUCCCUCUGCGAUACUUUUCUUUUCUUCUUGUGUCACGACUUUUCUGAUCUUGUAAUAUUUUCUGAGGACAUUCGAUGAUAAAAUUAAAAGUUGGCAAAUAGUAGCUCCGAAAAAAAAUAAUAAAUUUUUAAUAUGCAUAGUAGUAAAUGAAGCUUAUGGUUAAGAACCGUUUUGUUUUAGUCCGUGCUGAAAUUCCUCUUAGUUGCGAGUAUUAUCACGUUUGUUGUAGUAUGUGCGAAACUCAAAACCUUAUCCUCGCUUCAUAUUAUAGAAAUGUCUCAUUACAAUCUUGUAUCAUUGUUUUUCGUUGUUGUUGCUGUUAUCACUAUUGCUGUUAUAACUGUUCAUCAUUAUGGUUAUUAGUGUCAUGAUGAUAACGAUUAUUAUUAUUAUCAGAAUCGUUAUCAUUAUUCCUGUUUCUUAACAAUAAGGAUCGGAAAGAAAGUACGAGCCAAAACUUCCAUUACAGAAGGAAUUUGAACCCGCGCUUGUUUGUUCGUGGCACUUCAUUAUUAUUCUUUUCCAUAAUUUUUUACGCUCUCCCUUUUGAUUUUUUAAUUUGGCGUCAUUUUUGUUCAAGUUGUUGUCAUUGUUUUUAAUUGAGUUGGUUCUAUUCUUGUGUUUUGUGCUCGCUUGAUUUUGCUUUGCCCGCCCUAAUCCGCCGUUAUGUUUGAUUUGCCUCAUUAAAAAACUCCCAAGCUAAGCAGAACUUGAUAUUUCCAAUAAACACAGGAGGGACUAAUUGGUUCCGGAAGCUUACCUAGUCUCAUCAGUCCUAGACCAACUAGCGGUCAGGCAAGCCCAGCCUCUCCGAGCCAGCAACAGCCAAGAGAAAAGAUUAACGUGACAUUCGUUUUCCCAUUGGAUGAAAAAUACCAAUGUCCCGUUUGUAAAGAUGUGCUCCUAAACCCUGUGCAAUUUGAAGAAUGUGGACACAGAGUAUGCGGGAAUUGCUUCCCAUCGAUAAUAAGGUGAGGUUACCCACAUUCGUUAUAAACUCCCCUAAACCCUGAACUCUCCCUUCCGUACCCUGCAGAGGAAACCGAGCGGUCGAAGAGCAAGUCCAGGACAAGUCCACCAUUUUUUCCAUCUCUCGUCGGCCUCCUGGGUUUAAUCGAUCGGGUUUGGAAGAAGGGAAAAGCAGGUGGGGGGUAGACUGAGGGGAAGUAAGUUCUUGUGAAUGAGUGAAUUUGUUCCGGGAUAUUCUUUCCACAUUUACCCAAACGCAACAGUCCUCCUCCGCCACAGCCUAUCAAAUGGUCUGCUCAUAAAAUCUUGUUUCCCUGUUCGCUGUAUGAUCACGAAGCGAAGGUUCCCCUGCCCAUCGAAAUGUUUCCUGUUCUGUUUGAUAAGAUCAUUAUAAAAUUGGAACAUAACAUUUCUGUUUUUUCUUCACUUGAGGGACGGUUUUAGCUUGGUCAUGAAAAGAAUAAUACCUUAGUCAACGUAUAUCUUAACAGCUUAUGAUUUAUUACGAGAUAAAUUGUUUAUCCGCAAAACUACAUGGAUGUAGUUUGGAAGUUAAUUUCACCCACAUGAAAUAAUUUCUUAUCAACAGAGUCGAGCCAAGAUGCCCAAUCGGCAUGCAUCCGAUUGACAAAGACGCGGUAAGUAACAAAACAUGAGAAAACGGAUGCCACAUCCAUAUUUUGAGUCAACCGGUCUUUUUAUGGGAAACUCUGCUUGCUUUUUUUUUUCUAUUAAGAGCUUUCAAAGGAGCAAUUAGAAAAUUAGACCUUUUUUACGAUUGUAUUGUAAUAUAAAUCUUAAGUUUCCAAUGUUCCGGGCUAAGAUCAAUUUUAGCCGGACCGAUCGUCCUGAGCAGUAAAGAACUUAGACGUCCGCUGACAGAGUACUUCAUAAUAGCAUAUAAUUUCACUAACAACAUUUUUCUCCUCUUUUUUUUUAGUCAUAUGUGGACAAAGCGUUCCAUAAGGAAAUUUUAGCGCUUGAUGUCAAAUGCAACAAUCACGAAUGGGGCUGCAAAUGGGAAGGCGAGUUUGAAACUGUUCAGGUAAUAUGAACUAUUUGGUUUCCAAGAAUGAUUUUCUAUUCUUAAUCUCGAGGAAAUUUAAUUUACAAUGAUCAGUCAAAACCGAUAUAACAAAGAAUUAAGAUCCUCUCUUGACCCAGUCAUUCUGUAGGGAUCUGACAAGAAUUAUCAGAAAAAUACCAUUCCAUUUUGAAAUCCCUCAAAACACUUAGUUGAUGCAGGAGCCCAUUAAGAGGUUGAAGUGACGAUACUCUCCCCUUGAGGUAAAUUCACUAAAUAUAAAGCAUACAAAAGUAUUUCCGCACACCUUUGCAUUUGUUUUUAAAAAGCCGCUCUAUCAGGGUUUUGUUAAAAUAAUACACUGCGAGUUUCAAUAACGUCGAGUCUUUUUUCUUUUGUAUUUGUAGAAACAUGCUGCUGAGUGCGAUUUUGUGGAAAUGUUGUGUUCGUACGAGUGCGGAGCAAAAUUUCAAAAACGAUUUUUCCAGAAGCAUGUAGACAGAGACUGUCCAAAGAAGAUAAUUGUCUGUCCUUACUGUGAUGACAGACAUCUUAGGGAGGAAAGAAAGGUUGGCUUAUUAUCCAGGUUAUUUGAAAACUGAGAGGUAAACCGAGUCGAGGAAAUUGAGAUAUCUCCUACUUCAUCGGUUUUUCAAAUCUGCACGUCAGGUUAAGUUACAUAUAUUGAGUUGGGUUUUAAGUGCUUUCAGUAACUGUAGUUCGAUUUUUCCCACAGAAAUUCCCUAUAGAGCACUCGAAUUAUACUGUCAAAGUGCCACAGUGAUAAAUGAAGCAGUGCAAAGAAUUGUGACGAAAAAAGGGAAAGAACGUUGCGGUUCCAAAUCUGACUCUUUUUCUUUGCUAUUCAUUGUGUCACUUUUAUCCAACAAAACGCCAGAAAAAACUAUAUACAAAGCCGAUAGACUAUUUUGAUGACUUAGUACUUUCCUCGCAUACAGUAAUGUUUUGAGAAUUGACUUCCCCUCUCGUCACCUUUUGACUCAAUGCUAAGCUCUCUUGAAUGUAUUACCUGUUUUAGAUGCAUAUGGAGGAUUGCCCGAAGCUUCCAAUGCCGUGUCCCAACAAAUGCGAAAAGAAACUGGUUAUCACAAGGGAUCAGGUGAGGGGUACAUGCAAGGGCGAAGAUUUAUAUAGUUGUUACUGUUGUUGUUAAAAUGGUGGAAACGAUGACGGCAAUAUCACUGAAGACAAUCGCAAUAAAAACAAAAACGUCGAAGAUGAUGUUAAUGAAGACGAUAAUAAUUGCGAUAAGAAUUUGAUGGAAACAAUAAGGAGACUGGAAUGAACAUAAUAAGGACGAGGAUAUAAAUCAUGUUGAAGCAAGAAAAAUCAGAAUUGUUUUCUCUCGGUUGAAGGUAUCGACAAUGACGUUUUAAAAAGAGACAGGUUGUCUUCCCAGAAAACAACUAACAUUACUUUUUUAAAUAUGAAGUUCUUAUGCUCAUGUGAUAAUUUACGUUGCAGCUAGAUUAUCACGUCGGCGAGGAGUGUCCCAAGACAAAAAUGACCUGUGAAUACGAAGACAUUGGCUGCGUUCACAGAGUAAGUGCAAUCCUAAAACUGCAGGUUCAUAAAAAAAAUCGAACCAUGCUCUCUUUAAGUGGUCGAAGUAUUUAUUUCUUGCAGUGCAACCGAGAAAAACUACCCAAACACCACAAAAGUGAGCUGAUCAAUCACGUAAGAAUGCUCCAUGGCGUUGUCAUGGACCAGAAAAGAGAACUUCUGGAAUCCAAAGUCCUUCUUAAAGAACAAAUGGACACAAUCAGCCAACAGCAAAAGCGCAUCGAGGACCUGGAACGCAUUACUAACAGCCAGUUGAUCUGGAGGAUCGACGACUAUCACCGGAAGUUAAAAUCGGCAAAGAGCGGAGAGUUGGACACAAUAUUUAGUCCAGAGUUCUACACGAGUAGGAAUGGAUACCGACUAAUGGCUUCCGCUUGUUUGAACGGAGACGGCAAAGGGAAGGGAACGCAUUUAUCUGUGUUUAUUAGCGUUGUUCAAGGUAAGUUGGUAACGUACGAUAUACGUGGGCCUCAAACAAGAACGAUCUUCAGAAAAGGCUAUUGAAAUAGGUCAAGAUUGGCUGAGGUCGCGUCUUUACAAAGUUUACAACUAAAGGAGCAAUAUAUGUUAUAUUCGUCAGUCACCAGUGAUAAAGGUUCAUGUUGACAAAGGAUGGUACGCGUUUCCAUUCCGAUAACAAUUAUAAGACGUCUUAAAUAAACGAAGAUAUUUUUCAAGGAAUGAUAUAGGAAUACUUGGAGGAAGAAAACUCAGAGUGCUCCCAAAUGGAGUCGACCUACGACCUUUUUAUUAGUACUUCGGACCCUCUACCACUGAGCUAAAGGAGGCUCGUGGCAGGCUAGGCUGUUUAGAAGUGUUCGCUCUAAAAAGGGAAAUAAUUAUUUUUGAUACUUUUAUUUGUUGUAUUUUAUAGGAAUAUACGAUUCGCUGUUAAAGUGGCCAUACAACUACCGCACCACGUUCUAUCUAUUGGAUCAGAACAAAGACCUUUCCAAACGGAAACACAUUAUGUUUUCAGUUAAACCAAAUGUGUGUCCUGAAAACGAGCCGUUUCUUGGCAGGCCCAGGACCAACAAAAAUCCUAGCUUCGGUUCUGGAAAAUUUGCUGCACACGAAGACAUGGAGAAAGGAGAGUACAUCAAAGAUAACACAAUGUUCAUCAAGGUUGUUGUGGAAUGCGACGGAAUGAGUGAACCUUGAUGAUAUGAUCAGGAAAGGCUGGGUUGCCGGGACAAACACCCAUGAAUCUCUAAGAACGAGACGUGAGAAAGCUAAAGAAAUUCAAGGCGACUUCCACGCAUGCUUUUCCGCUCCUCAGUCUCUUCUACUACCGCUAUAACCAGUGUAUGAGCAUAAACACAGUAGUCAGAAUAACUGCUUUAUAUAUUCAGUCAUGAUUACUCGGAUAGACCAUAAACGAUCACCUCGAACUAAAAUUUAAUAUUACUUCGAACCCUCUUCCACUCUAUUUACUCCAUCCAUUUCUUACGUUUACCAGUCUUAACAUUUUUUAAGUUUGAGUUGUAUUAAUGAAUUCUCACGGGAAGAUCAGAUGUCUUAUAUGGCUUAGUCCCAAGCCUGCAAACAUCUUUCUUUUGACAUUAGCCAUGCUUUACGUUUUGCAGAUUUUGUUUUGUUUACACUAAAUUUCCAAGAGAGCUUUCUUGAGCCCCAUGACUGUCUCACCUGCAAAACAACUAAUAAUUCAAGGGAUAAGUAUGUACAUAUACUCCUGUAAUACAUGUUCUGAGAAAACUUUCAACCUCAGGUGGUCAAUAUUUAGAUAUACUCAGGCUACAUUUGUUCUCAAUAGCCAUCAAUUAUUGAUCAGAUCUCCAAAGCGAGUAAAAAGCAAGUAGAUGUCCAUGAAUUGUAUAAUUAUAAACCUUCAGUAAUGGCUGAGCUACCACAGCAUGAGCUUAAGUUUCGGAAACUAAGAGAAGAAAUCUUUUUUCUCCCCGCUUCCCAUCGGCGGGAGUUAUGUAUCUGAGAAAAACCUUCAUGUAUGCCCUACUUACUCUAUGUAUUUGUCCUGAGGCAUCCGACAUGAAGCGUGCAUUACUGUUACGAUGUUAAUAGCUGAAAGAUGAUAAUACUUUUGCUCAGCUCCAUUUGCUCAUUAUCACGAUGACCUGGCAAUUAAAAUUUCUCGAACUUGAUAAGACAGUGAGCUUUCAUUUCUUCUCUGAGUAAUGAAGCAGGUGAAACACGUAUACCACUCUGAAAAUUAUAAUUACUGCUUCGGCAAUCAAUUCUUAAAAACACAUGGGGGAAAAAUAUCAGAUAUUCAAAUGAUAUUACAACAUCCAAUUAGUUAUAGAGAGCAACUAUCAUGACCGAAACUUGUUAAGCUGUAGUCCUGCUUAGAAAUCCUCUCUCAUUCAAGGGACGUCAUACAACUGAUUAGUGGUACUCCAUGCAGAGCUAUCAAAGUGUUAGUUCAUCUCUGUUUAAUAAUGAAAUUAACAGAGCACAAUUCGCACUUUAUGUAAAUGCUUUCAUCCGAUCCUGCUUGCCACGUUAUAUUACAUACUUUUUUUUUUUUUAUCCCAAAAAUGAACAAUGACAAGAAUGAGAAAUUAUAAACUAAAUCAAGGAAUGCAACCAUAAUACCAAAACUCUCUUGUUGGUUACCGUGACGACAGUGUUCGAAUUUUGCAUUACAAAAUGGUAAGUAUGAGAAAUACCUUCCAGAUAACAAAGCAGAAAAUAAGUGAGCGUUCCUUCCCUUCGACCUUGAACCUGGUGACGCGUUUAUUUAUAUCAUGACGCUGUAGUUGUCAUGAGGAUUUCCUUUAUUGAUUUUAAAAGUGAUUUAAGAUGGGAAGAUUUUGAAAUUUUUUUAAUAAGUUUCUCUAUUAUUAGCUGUUCUAUUUUUAAUCUUUUAGAAAUCUUUGAAAAUAAUGUUUUCUGUUAAAUUGUCUUGGUGAUGCCGUGGAGAACGAGAUUCAACCGGCGCUGAAUAAGAUAAAAUUGACAACAUUACCUCUUAUCAUUUCUAUGUAUGAAGGUUUUGUAGCUGUAGAUUGCAAAAUCACUUUCAGUAUUUCAUUGUAAAAACCAAAAUUAUUGCGAGUGAAAGUUCGCUCUCGGUUUAUUUUGUUAAGCAUGACAACAAAUACAUAAUCAUCUUUAAACCUUCGGCCUGAUUCGUUGAGUUGCAAACGUUUUGAAGUGGCAGGUGAAAAGAACAUGGUACGCCUGCUGUGAUUGGUCAGUCGUGGAACCUUACUGAAGGCAGGUGCUGUAUUGCGGUAAAAUUGGUUUUUAUAAGUUGCGUUCGCGGCUUCUUUCGUGUGGAUAGCUUUCGAUAAAAAGCUACGAUCUUUGAAGUUGUUUAACAGGAUGCCUGACAUCGGAUCAAGCCAAACUGUUCAAGAAUCACCACACUUAAACGGAAACGUUUCUCAAAAUGGAGAGAAAUACCCCGACAAAGAGGUAUCUGAUAGACGAAGUCGUUUAACUAAGAGCAUUACUUCUUCCGCUCCGGGAAAUUAUGCAGAACAUAGAUGAGGUUUACACCGAUCAUUUAGUGUGAUCUAAGAGUCUAUCUUAAUUCUUGCUGGCACGCUAAUUUUUUUGGCUUUGUCAGUGCACUAAGAUUAUGAUUCUUAGCUUGGACCGCAGAAAACAUCUCCCCAAAUUUACAUUGGAGUGGAAAACAUCACGUAAAUUUUGCACUCUGUUAGGAAUAAAAUACAGCGGGUAGUAAGUUAAAAUAGGGUCGAGCAAGGUCAUUUUGCGAUAAAAUUUCGACAUAACUUAGAAGAUAUUGCGUUAAAUUUUCUCGAAGAACAGUACCGAGUUUCUGCUGACAAUGUGUUAUGGCCUUUACACACACAGCACUUCCUUGCGUAGCUGUGGAAUUUUUAAAAAUCCUCAAGAUGAGGUGGUCUAGUUUGAUCACACAUUUUAAGGAAAGGGGAGUUGUAAGAGUCAGUAAUUUGUGUGUCCUCACGUUUAGAAUUCCAUUCCUCCUGGUAAACUGUCAGAAGAAAGGCUAAUUAAUGCUAUCGAUACUCAGUAUUAUGUGAAUUGCUGGCUGAGUGUAAGUGCUAGCUGGCUGAUGGAUAUAGUUAUACUACUGUGGAACAAUGGUGAAUAAUAAGCACUGUUUUUAGCUGAAUUUCACCGCUAAACUGACGGGAAGCGGAGCACAAUCUUUAUUCUGACAUUUUUGCUGAGGUAUUAGUUUCAAAAAUCGGCGUGUUCGGUAAAAUUCGUACAAACAAACUACUAAGUUUCAAAUUGAACGGUAGACCUGAACUGUCAGCAUACAUAGAGGGAUUUGAUGGAUGGAAUUGUGAAAAUGUUUCGGAGCGAAAUCACUUCAUGUUCACCAACGGUAUCGAAAAUUGUAAAGUUUCAAUGUCGAAGCUUUUGAAAGUCGGCUGUUUUUUAAUCUUCAAGUUUUUAUGUUUUCAGAGAGGAAAAAACUAUCACUGUAAAGUUUCCUUAAUGGUCUUUAUUGAACACGAACCUAGUAAAAAUAUUUUGAAUGUUGGGCGAAAACAAUAAAGAUGUAUAUCGGAUGAACUCAACUCAGUCACGAAGAAGUUUACGAUAGACGUAAAAAUGUGCGUAAUUUUAAUUUAUAAACAAAUCACCUCAAAAGACCACCAGAAGAAAAAUUAUUUUUCAAUACAUUUCAUAUGCAUUUUCUAAUGAUGCACAAGAUCAUUGGCCGUUUUUGUUUCGUUUAUUUUUUUGGUUUUUCGGAAAUUUAUUAUCACCGCAAACUGUGAAGUUAGAAACAAACGUAUGAAACAUGAGUUCAUUCGUUUUCUAUAAUUUACUUUUGUUGUUAUAUCAUAGUUUUCGUUAUUAACUGCCUCCGCGAUGAAUAAUUGUAUAUCCCACUUUGUGGCUCAUUCCGUUUUCCGCCAGUGGAUGUUAGUUUCCUGAAAGAAUCAAAACUUAUUGAACCUAUAGUUUAUCAAAAAAAAAUUAUAAAAAUGUUCUCGCUUAGGAAACUAUCGUGAUCUGACAAUUCAAAUCCAAGUGACAAAGGUUUGAGUAUGGCGUCAGUGAAGAUAUUAAAUUGAAGCGAAAAAUGGAAGUAGUCGAUCGAGGUCUGACGUUGCUUGCAAAACACCUUUGUUGAUUGACGCCUGAAAGCAACUGUCGACUUUCAGCCAAUGAUAUCAUUUCAUUGCAUAACAUUCUAUUCAAUAAUUUAUCAUACCUGAUAGAAUUGACUAGCAAAACCUUGAAGUUAUUUUGAACGAACACACUUCAUCUAUCUUUAUACAAAGGCGUCUGGUAUAUCACACGAAAUGUUUACGCUCGUUUUCAUCGUCGUUUAAAAUUUAACGAUUUGUUUUCAUUUACCGCAGCGUCAUGAACAUGACUCAAACAUGGCUGAAAUUGUCUUGAUCUUUGAAUGUUAGGAAAGUAACAUGACCGGAGGAAGUCACAGUCCGACUGGAAGUGCGAAGUCUCGGGGAAGCAGUCGUGGAAGCCCUGCUCCAAGCCAGUUAGAGCGGGAGAAGUUUGAUCUGUCACUAUUUGUGUAUCCUUUGGAAGAGAAGUAUCAGUGUCCAAUUUGCGGGGAUGUUCUCCGUUAUCCAGUUCAAUUUAUAAGGGAGUGCGGACAUCGCGUUUGUUGCAAGUGUUUCGACGAACUAAAAAGGUGGGUCGUUAAGAUACAAUUUUGACGCGCUAUUGUUUUAUCUUCGUGAAAUAAAGAUGCACAUUUUCAGUUUCUGCAGUUAUUAGUUUCAACCGCAUUCUAAAUUCAUCAUUGCUGCGACGAAUUAAUUUAACUACGCGUUUUCAUAUCGAUUUUCAAGCCGCUUUGCUGAUUGAAUUUACUUGGCGAAAAUUAAAGUUUCCAUUUUUAGCUUUCACUUAGUAACCGCGAUCGCUUCCAUUUUGACAAAAUUAAAAAUGCAAGGAUUUUGCAAAAAGCAGUUUGGUCUAUUUACGUUAAAUUUUCAGAGCGUGUUAAAUUUUGCAAAAUAAUUUAUUCUAAUAUUAGCAAUUUUAGCCUCUUAUUAUUUGAAAAUGAUUUCGUAUCGCGAAAAGUCGUGAAACGAUACAGCCGCGCGAAAUGAAAAUCUUACACGUUCGUUAUUUUAACUCAAUUGUGAAUUAAUGUAAUUCAAAGUACUUACGUAAAGGAAAAACCAAUGCUAAAUUGCUUUCGCGUUACAUUCUAAUUAUAACCCUCAUUUCUCGGACAAGAGGGGUAUAGAGGCAUUCUUAAUAGAAUAAAUGCGAAGACUUAGAAGUAAUUUUCGUUUAGUGUAAUACGUAACUGAGUAAUGAAUUUCAUCUGUUCAACUCUCAGGCGCUCGAUAAACAAACACAACUUAAAUUCGUGCAAUUGGGGGUCCAUUUUACGCCUUUAAAACGGAUCGUUCAAUUUCUUUCUUUCUCCCUUUUAACCAUCCAAUUUUACGGUAUGAAUUCAAUGAUGUUUUUUCGCUUCCCCUUUUACAGGGUCGAACCGCGGUGCCCGGUGGAUCAAACACCAAUCAGCAAAGAUGAUGUACGUGAAACAUUAAACUUGAAUGUCUUUUUAAAUAUUAAGUCAGUAGCAGGAAUAUCUUAUUCCCUGCAAGUUGCAGUUUGCAUAUUCACUUUUUAAUCUGUUUGUAUACAACUUCAAAAUCAAGGUUCUCCAUCCAACUAAUUUGAUUUGAAAUCUGAAUGAAAUGGGAAAUCAGGAUGCGAUCAAAAACAGAUGUUUUUUUAUUUAUAUUCAUAUUGAGGUCUUGGGAAAAUAAAUACUUGUUGUUGACUGUCUUCAAAGCUGGACAUCUCCACAGGUUUUCCCCACCAACUCCAAACAAACACUUUGAAAAAAAAACGUGAUUGAACAAUUGACUGGGUCUAACUGGCACGUGAAUCAAACUGAUAUGCGAUUGUAUCGUUCAUCCUUACUUUCAUAAAUGAAAGUGAUUCCGACCUCAUCUGAGGUCAAUGCGUAAUUACCUGAGUUGAAAAUCACUCUGUGGAGUUAUGUUACGAGCAAUUUAAGGAUGGAUAAAAUAGAGCACCAGCCUUAAUUGCAACUGAGUGAAAGUCAUCGCUAUGCAAAGAUUUGUUAGUUUCUCUGUGCAGCGCAAAAAUAAGCAAUGUGUCUACCAUGUUCUUUACUUCUAUUUUUUUGCCAAAAAACAAAAUGCUAGUUGUAAUGACUGUACUGAAGUUUUAGCUUCAAAUAAUAAGAAACAUAUAGAAAAAAUAUAUCAAAGCACUCUUAACAUGCAGUGAUCGAUAAUACACAGGGUUUUGUUUGAGGAUGUAGUGGUAAAAGAGUAGGAACAGGGGAAUUUUCUCCGCGUGAGAAUAGAAAAUGGCGCAAGCCAUCAAGUUUGCCAGAGAAUUCUGGGAAAUAGAGCCAGAUAAUUCUCCCCUGAAUAAUCAUCAUUCAAUUUCAUGGUUACACAAACUUUUUUUAUUGCUUUUUAAAGUCUCUUUUUUACUCUAAACCCUUUUUUACUUUAAAAUCCUUUCGUGUUUUGUUCAAAGGCUACAGAGUGAUGUUUAUUUUACUUUCAUUUGACAGGCCUACCUUGACAAGGCUUUUCACAACGAGAUCUUAGCACUUGACGUAAAGUGCAAGAACAAUGAAUGGGGAUGCAAAUGGGAAGGAGAAUUUCAGAAUUAUCAGGUAAGUAGCCGGCCAUUAUUGCCUUCCUUUCUUCUCUUGAUUAAAAAAUGUAUUUCAUAUUUAAAAAUAGUUUCUAUCGCAAAUAAUUAUUGAGGAACAAGACUUUAACAGUCAUGUUGUGGGAUUGUUUUGCUCAGAAUCGACUGAUAUUGAAGCUGUCGGAUGAAGUUUAUAUCACUUGCUAUCUUAGACAGUGAUUUGUUGGCUUUUCUCGCUCUUGUGGUUUUUUACAUCCACGGAUUUUUAAACUACUCUCGCCAUUCGUUGUCAUAAUGUGUUUAAUAUAAACAGUAUACUUCCUAAGUGACAAUAUUGUCUAAGUGUUGCUGAGAUCGCGAUAAUAGAACUCCUUAUCUUUCCUUGGAUUAAAAACAACGCAAAAGAUCUGCAACAAAUGUCAGUCCCUCGUUUGAAAAAACAAUUAAGAAUAAACAGAGAUUCUGCUAUAUCUAAAGGGAUACCGAGCAGUUUUUUUCGAAAGCAAAUCAGAUGGAUUAAUUUCCUGUAGAAACUAUCCACCAAAGUUAAGCCUCUGGACGUAACACAAAUUGAGAGGGCCUCGAUGAUUUGAAUAAAAACUUGGAUAUGAAUCAUCACAAACAAUAGAAACACCUGUGCACUGCAAAAUAUCCCGCGUAGAAUUGAAUUUCAUCCUUAUUUAUGCUUUUCCUAUUUUAUUGUUUCGAAUUUCUAAAUUACUCGUUGUUUACUCAGAAUGCUGAGGACCGCCAUGAACACGACAAUAACUGAACUAACUUAAAUCCUUAACAACACUCGGGAGGGAAAAAGAAAAUAUUUUGAAACCAAGAGACGGUGACCAACGUUUUUUCCGCUUUUCAAGGCUAAAUAUAGAAGGAUUUUCAUUAAAACACCGUUUUUGGUGUAUUUUUAGCACAAAAGUAAUUUCAAAGUUCCGGAGAACAUAUCGCACAAGAAAGUGGGUUUUCGCAGAAUGAAUUUUAUCCUAAGUGUUCUGUGUUUACUUUCUUCCAUCACUGUGUUAAAUGAUGUAAAUUCAAGCGAGGUGUCGUUUCAUGGGUGGUUCCCUAUGGAAAUCAGGAACACUUUUCACACCCUCAGCAGCUCGCACAUCUAGCUUAUUUUGGACAGAUUUGGCUUUCUUUAUCACUGUCAUUGAGUCAUUUCUUUCAUAAGUCAAGCGAGGAACCAUGCACACGAGGCGAGCGCGAGAGUAGGGGGUCGCUCACUCCUUAACCCCUUUGAGUUCGCCUCCGCGUGUGCGUUCGUUGAAUCCCACGCUGUUCUUAUUUUGUGAACGACGAUACAGAUUGAUAUAGAAGGUCUGUGACCAAACUACAAUCAUCUUCCCCUCCUCUCUGCAACACCAACUUAUACUAAUAGUUUUAAAAUUAUAUUGCUGUUUGUGUUCACAGGAUCACGUAAACUCGAAUUGUGAAUACGCGGAAAUUCUCUGCAUGAACGACUGUGGUGCAAAGUUCCAGAAGAGAUUUUUGCAAAAACAUCUGGACAAAGAUUGCCCAAAGAAGAUCAUUGCUUGCCCAUAUUGCGAUGAUAGACAUCUCAGAGAGGACAAAAAGGUAAAAAUCAGGAGCAUCUCCCUGUCAUGUCUCAGGCUGGGCAAAUUCAACAGCAUAGUGACUUCAUCAACAUUUGUUAUUUGUAUUCGCAAAUUUAUGGCCUGACGAGAAUCACACCUGGCCUAUUUCUUCACUUAUAGUACACAGUUUUAAGUAUACCGAAAAAGUGGCCGCGAAAUUAAUCUUAUCAGUGGCAUAAUUCCUAAAAUACCCAUACCCCACCUCAGUUACUAUACAAAUAUUCCUAAAGACAAAAGCCCGAAUGGAUUACAGCAAUGAUGACGACAAUAAUGAUGACAUCGAUGACAACAACAUACUUUUAAUUGGCCACUCUCUCAAUGGAUCAGUCACAUAUUACAUAUUUCUCCUACUUUAUUUGUUUGGCGCUUGUUUAGGCACAUCUGGCAGACGAAUGUCCCAAACUACCUCUUCCAUGUCCAAACAAAUGUGACAAAAAGCUGGAGAUUCCUCGAGAUGAGGUACGAGUUUGGAGGCGUUUACAGUAUUAGGUUUUUCAUGAUAGAUGCCGCCAAGCAAAAGCAUCCUCAUAAGUUCUGGUUGUUAAUACUCAUCACUCCCAUUAAGAAUCGGGAAUUUUUUGGGAAACCAAAAGAUAUUAUCUUAGUGGGUUUCACUGAGUUAAAGUUGAGUUGUAUUUAGGAGAUGUGUUUCUGGUCAUGGGUUCUAGUGCUUCGAGUUCAGAUAUAAGAGUUAUCUUCGAAUAGAGACGUUGAGCCGUCUUCUUUUCCUUGGUCUGAUAAGAUUAAAGGUUUUCUCAAUUGUUAAAUAAUACUUCGUUAUACUAGAUGAAUCAUGGUUUAAGUUAGAACGAUUGAUUUCAAUUCUAGUUCAAACUGUAAACAUAUCGUUGAACCUGAAUUCUUUCACAAACAGCUGGAUCAGCACAUCGAAGAAGUUUGUCCGAAGACAAAGAUGAUGUGUGAAUUUGAGUACAUCGGCUGCACACACAGGGUAUGUCUUUCAGCAAUUGCAUCCUGCCUCAUAAUCAGGUCCAUAUUGAUCAGUUUUCUAAUAUGUUUGUGUCAAGGGAGGCCUGCAAACGAUGUAAAUGGACUCAGAAAAUUAGGGACUCAUGGUGGAACCCUCGCUGCUUGCCACGUGUUCCAGUGCCCGUAACAAAACACAUUCUGAGUUCCUUUACUUUCGGAAAGUAUAAUUUAGUUAUCAUACGUUACUUUCUCGAAUGUACUAAUCAGUGGUAACUCUGAAGGUUUUCAAAAAAAAUUAGAGAUUGUAAUUCCUCCACAUACUAUGAGGAGGUAAUGUAAGAUGACUUGAUCUUUUCUGUAACAGUGCAGCAGAGAGAAAAUGCCUAAGCACUACAAAAGCAACAUGAUCGAGCAUGUUAAAGCAGUCUUUACGAAGAUCCAAGAGCUAGAUGAAACACUGGGAAAACACGAAAACACCCUUAAGGAGCAGGCUGACCUCAUUAAAGCACAGGACAAGCGUGUAGGAGAUCUGGAGAAAAUUGCAAACAGCCAACUCAUUUGGCGAAUCGAGGACUACACGCGGAAGCUAAAGGAAGCCAAGGCCGGAAAUGGAGACACACUGUUUAGUCCUACUUUUACGACCAGCAAGCAUGGAUACCGCUUAUGUGCAUCAGUUUGCUUGAACGGCGAUGGAAAGGGAAAGGGAACGCACAUGUCUGUAUUCAUCAGCGUGUUGAGAGGUAAGGAACCAUAAAAAGCUCAGAUGAAGAAAAUGAUAGAACUGUUCUCUUUAUCAACUGAUAUGAAGGAAGUUUUACGUAAUGAAUUUGCCACCUGACAAUACUAAUCCUUUUUUGAGAAAUGCCACUUUUCGGAUGGUUUCAUUGUAUUGGAACAAUAGUCAAGAAUUAGUCAAGAGUCAAGAAUUAGAGAAUUCAGGCUCGAGAUCUAUUUGUCUUCACUCUGAAAAUACCCCUAACCCUUUGGUGUUUCAUCGAUUUCUGUUGCAGGCGCUUUUGACAGUUUGUUGAAGUGGCCUUUCGACUACAGGGUAUCAUUUUACCUUCUUGAUCAGAACGAAGAUCACGCACAGCGAAAACACAUCAAAUUCAGCAUCAAACCAAACCCGUGUCCAGAGAAUGAACCGUUCCUUGGUCGACCCAAGCUUGAAAAGAAUGCUAGUUUUGGAGGAGCAAAGUUCGCUAAACACGAUGAGAUUGAAACCCGUAACUACAUCAAGGAGGAUACUAUAUACAUCAAGAUUUCAGUAGAUUGCGACGGGUUGAGUGAGCCGUAAGAUAAAAAAUUGUGUACUAAGAACUUAAAGAGUAGUACAACUUUAAUUACCAGUGCACCUUUCAAGGCUCUAAACAGUUAAUCGCAGGUCGAUGUGCACGCAACUAUUGAAUCACUCGCAAGCACGCAUGUACACUGAACUGAGAAAGUGUCGGGCGGGUAAAAAUGGAAGGUUUUUCGCAAUAAAAGUAUAAUCACACCUUAAUGUCCACUUAAGGUCGUCCCUCAGAGGAGGUUUGAUUGUACAUCAAAAUUAUUUCGCUGAUAUCUCAAAGUCGCAAAACGCCGAGAGGUUUGUAUUAUAAAUUAGGGGGGAUUUCCUUAGAAAAUCAGAACGUGGUGCCUAUAAAGAGGAAUUUUUUAGAUUUGAAAUACAUGAUGUUAUUCUUGCUAUUUAAGAAUUUUAUUUACGCGGCAGUUUUUAGGACUGAUUAGCUUUUUUAUGCGCGAGAUGCCUUCUAUAUUUGAGUUCUCGUUGUGAAUAUAUCUUACGAUCAUAAAAAAAACAUUCUUUCUCUAGAGCAAGAAGGUGAUUCCCAGGAAAGUUUAACCGAUGAGGUUGCGAUCCCAAUAAAAAUAAUUAUAAUAGAAUUUAUCUAAUUUAUGGCAUCGAGUGUUACUCCGCCGCUCUAAGUGUGUUAAAAUGAAGAUGUUAUGUUGCAACAACAAUUCCGUCACAUAAGGGGAAAAUGGAAUUUCCAUUUUAAAACUGGUUAGUUAGCAGAAUAUGAGGUGACGGAGGAUUGUCGUUGUUAGAUACACAUUUCCAUUUCUUUCUCUCUUUUGCAUGGGCUUUAAAUGAAAAUAAACCCUGAUUUUGAGCACUUUAGAUUAAUUUGUCAAGAUGAAAGAAAUCAUCCCGCACAACAGCCUUGUCUUCGUAGCUUAGCUUUUCGUCUGAGAUUACGCUCCAAUAUGUUCGAUUACCGAUUACGCAAUCGUGGUUCAUUUGCACGGCGAGCAGCCGUUCGUGUAUUGUAGUGAAACAGUUAAACGUGGAACAAUUACUUAUAUAAUACGAAAAUAAACGUGAUUUUUAAUGUACAAUUAAUUGCAAGCGAAGUAGAAAUCAAUUAAGAACAGCAAAGUACUUUUCCUGUGUAUGUUUAACUUUACGCUACGUACUUGUAAAUAAAAAGAAACGUUGG
This is a messenger RNA of Pocillopora meandrina, 16492 nucleotides long. NCBI's taxonomy places the organism in Eukaryota, Metazoa, Cnidaria, Anthozoa, Scleractinia, Pocilloporidae. The record is from the annotation of a GenBank genome assembly.